AGUUGGUUGUUGUAGUUACAGCUCAGGUAAGAAGAAGUAACGCUAGCCAGCCUACAUCACUCACCUGUGGUUACUCCCCUGUGAAAAUAUUGGGCUCUUGCCUGUAUUUUUUUCCACACGAAGGUUGGAGAUGUGUGCUGUCUCAGUUACAUUUAGCUGACCUCGAGCAGAUCCUUUCCAUCUCUGUGGUGGAAAUGCCCACUGUGACCCGGGAUAAAGAGGAUUCUGAAUCGCUAUCAGAAGACGACUUAGAGGAGCGUCUGUGUGUUGCCUGGAGUGGUAUUUGUAGGAAGAUCCCUGUCUUGCUCUUCCAUGCUGAAGCUGUUGUGUCAAAAGAUAGAAAUAUUUGUGCUGUGGGAGAAAAAUAUAACUUAACUUUCAAGAUUGUGCGCACAGAGAGCCGACUUGUGCGGGGCAUCCUUGUGAAUCAUGGAUUCCAUGAGGUCCACCCAAACAGCAAUGACUUCAACCUGAUGUGGACUGGCUCCCAUCUUAAGACUUACCUGCUUCGCACUCUUCAGGACUUUCAGAAAGUCAACCACUUCCCUAAGUCAUAUGAGCUGACGCGGAAAGACAGGCUCUACAAAAACAUCCAGCGGAUGCAGCAGGCACAUGGCUUUCAAAACUUCCACAUCGUGCCCCAGACCUUUGUGCUUCCUGCAGAAUACCAAGAAUUCUGCAACUCCUUUGGAAAGGACAAGGGCCCAUGGAUCAUCAAACCCGUGGCAUCCUCCAGAGGCCGGGGUAUCUACCUGGUCAGCAGUCCAAGCCAGAUCCCACUGGAUGAGAACAUCCUUGUGUCAAGAUAUAUUAGCAAUCCUUUAGUGAUUGAUGAAUUUAAGUUUGAUGUGCGUUUGUAUGUGCUGGUGACCUCCUAUGACCCCAUCAUCAUCUAUAUUUAUGAAGAGGGACUUGCCAGAUUUGCCACUGUAAAGUAUGAUCAUGCUGUGAAGAACAUCAAGAAUCAGUUCAUGCACCUCACCAACUACAGUGUAAACAAGAAGAGCAGGGACUAUGUCAGCUGCAAUGACCCUGAAGUAGAGGAUUAUGGGAACAAAUGGAGCAUGAGUGCAAUGCUGAGGUAUUUGAAACAGGAAGGAAAGGAUACCACAUUGCUGAUGGGUCAGAUAGAAGACCUGAUCAUUAAAGCUGUGCUGAGUGCAGAGAUGCAGAUUGCUACAGCCUGCAAGAUGUUUGUCCCCCACAGAAACAACUGCUUUGAAUUGUAUGGGUUUGAUGUUCUCAUAGAUUCCAACCUCAAGCCAUGGCUCCUGGAAGUGAACCUUUCUCCAUCCUUGGCAUGUGAUGCUCCUCUUGAUCUGAAGAUAAAGGCCAGCAUGAUCUCAGAUAUGUUUUCUCUUGUGGGGUUUGUAUGUCAAGACCCUCUACUAAAACAAAUGCGGUCUGAUAGAGCUGGACUUCAACCCAGUGUGAAGAGCUUGGGCCAAAAGACUCAGCGUCCUUUCUCUGCACAGUCUGCCCCUGCCAUAUCCAGAGUGAGUCAGAGACCUCUGUCUGCUACAAACACUGAAGUUGAGGAGAAAGAAAAACUAGGAGACAAGGCAGAGACUUUGGGACUGACGACAGAAGAGAUGAAGGUCCUUAGGAGGACCCAGGAGGAGCAUGAACGGAGAGGUGGAUUCAUCCGCAUUUUCCCCACGCCACAAACCUGGGCUCUUUACAGUGGUUAUCUGGAAUACAAGACAUCUAUGAACUCCAUGUUGGCUAAUAAACUUUUCCAUGUAAGGCUGGGAAAAGCAUCCAUGACCUUACAAACCAGGAAGAAGUUGAAGGGGAAUAUGUCUUUGGAAAUGGAGGCACUCAAGACUUGUCAUGCAGUCCAAUAUGAGAGGAAACUGCUCUCUUUGGAGGCACGACGACAAAGACAAAGGCAUUUGACUGGUCAUGACACUACCGCGAGAAGGAAAGCAGGUCGAGGGCCCUCACCAUCCUCCCUGCACGACAGCGAGAAUGAGAACGAGGACAGUAAUGAGGGAGAGCAGCAAGGACUGCAGGAAAAACGAGAGCAGCAAACAUCCCCGGCACGUCCGGCACACACCGCCACUCAGCCUGCUCUGAGGGAGAAGUUCCAAAUGGCUCAGCAUCUUCCACCUAGAAUCAACAAACCCAAAGUGGACCUGCUGCACAUUCUCCAGCAGGGGUGGGAGCUAAGUAAGGUGCAGGCCCGGAUGGCCUUCUCCACCUACCUUCAUUGGGUCCAGAUGAGGCUGCUUGCAGAGAGCAGGGCAAACACUACCUCUGCCUGGCCAGAGAAGGACAAUGACCAAAUGCAGGACUUGGUAAUGCGCUUCCUGAAGAGGGCUGCCAGUAACUUGCAGCAGGACAUACGUGUGGUGCUACCCAGCCAUCAGCUUUCCCUGCCUGACCGCCGUCGUAUAUUGUCCCAUCAGCUGGGGGAGUUCAUUCACUGCUAUAACAAGGAGACUGAGCAAAUGAUGAAAUAUUUGGAGAAGAUUAAAGAUGAUGAUGAUGGAUGCAUCAAUCCAAAUGUGUUUCAGGAGUUUAUUCUGGAAGCAAGUGAGAAUGAUCUAGAAGACGUUCUUACUUUCUACACACACAAGAACAAGUCUUCUAGUGUGUUUUUGGGGACCAAAUGCCAGAGUUCCAAGGCUAAUGGCAAUCAAGAAGACAGUAAUGGCACAGGGGAGCUAGCAAAACACAACACUCUUUCAAAUGCCAAAGAGAACUCUGGAGCAUCAGAAUCCUCAGAGAUUGCUUCCAAGGCCAGUCAAGCAAAAAAUGAAGAAACCCAAGAGUGUGUGACCAAACAAGAAGACAGCAAAACAGCAUUAACUCUUAAUAUGAUCAACCAUAGUAACACUAUCCGAAGCAAAAAUAACAAAUACAGUAUAUUAAGUCAUGGUGGCUUUAGAAAAAACAAAACCCAAAGAGGAGGUUCAGUAAUUGAAAUCCAACCUCAAGCCUUCUUUUCAUCUGAGGUUCAAAACAGUAAGAGCAAAAUGAGAAGAAUUACAGAAGAAGACCUUUGGAGUAACAAACCCCACCCUCCUGUUGUUGGAAAUGGAAAAGCCCUGUCAAAAAUAUUCAAAGUUGGCUUAGCACAGCCUGAAGUAGGAAGCUGCAACACCCAAGCCAAUGUCUUGGGUUCCCAGCAUGCUUCAUGUCAUCCUGUAGCUGUAGACUGUGAGCAUAUUCAUCUGCAGCACUGCUUUCCACCAUCAGUGUUAGAGCCCCAACCCCAAGCUCAGCCCCCACCCUAUGUCCAGCCUCCCCCACACCCACAUGCUGAACCCCAAAGCAAACCACAUCCCAGUGGAUCUUCUUCAUCCACCAAUCCCGUUCAACCUUCACACGUCAUGUGGGCCUCGUCAAAUCUUAGAUCCACUGGAUCAGCGGCUACUGCUGAAGUGCUGCAGCGUGUCCACUAUUCCCAUUCAGCACAGCCCUCCGCUAAUGGUGCCGUCAUAGCGGGAACGUCCAAUUCUAGUCAGAUAAACAUCCACAGUCAGAAACUCUCACGGCCUUCCUCGGCAGGGCAAGUGAGUCAAAAGGCUACUAAACCCAGACCUGGUUCUGCAGGAAUGAUUAAAGAGCAGAAUUCGCUGUCAGCCCAGGCCCAGUCUAAUCAACAGGCUAUUGUGUCUGCCUUAAAGACACUUGUAGAGAAGCAAGCAGCUCGACAGCACAACACUUCCAGCCACAUUAGCUUACUUACAGAACAUUUGACCAAUCUCAACCUGGCCAAUGGAGUUUUCAGCAGAGGGGGACUCAUUCUGAACCCAGGGUGCCAACCUGGAGCAGCGAGAUCUAUGCACACCAACACCAGGCUCUCUGGCGCUGUAGGUCCCAGGUGUGAGGCUGUGAAUGCUGCACAUUGUCAGACUGCCUGUAACCGGGCCACGGAAGCAGGGCUGCAGCAAAACUUUCAGCCUACGAUAGGCAGCUAUCAGCUCCAGUUUGCCAUCCAGCAGCAGAAACUACAGUCCAUGCAGCUACUGGACCAGAGCCGCACACGUCAUCAGGCCAUACUGGCUGGACACAUGUUUGCGCCUGGUGCUGUACCCCGAAACCAUGUUCCCAACAACUCACCAUAUGGCACUCAAGUUGGCCAGCAGUCCCAGUACACCUUGAACCAGAAAGUGCUUCCAGGACCCCAGGGCCAGCCCAAACCUCAGAUCCUUGCUCAGGGAUGUACCAUUCUCACCCCCAGACCUCCUACCACCAUGCCUAGAGAUGGACUCUCACGCAAAGCUGCCAACCAAAGAAUCAACAAGUCAGUCUGUGUCUGGCAGACUCUUCCAGAAUCAGGGUUCCAAUAACAGAUAACACAAGGACUGCUCCCUUGACUACCCGAAGGUUAUUUGCAGUGGUGGAACAGCUGAUGAAUGCUGUUACCCUCGAGACAGUGUCUGACAUCAAACCCGCCUUAUUUAUUUUCUUGGAGAGCAUGUGGGUGUGCAACGGGAUAGCCUGCAGUGUAAGAAAUCCCUGGCUAUGACACGAGCAGGGAUCUGUUCCAUGGCCCAAGACUUUCUGGUGGCCUUCAGUUCCUCCCCAUCUAGCCACUGCAGUUGACCAGCCCCAUUCUCACCAUACAACUGCUGCCAUGGAAAGACGAACAGACGGGCAACAACAGCUGCUGCCUAUACUGUACUCAGCCUGGACGAUAUAACAGAGCUGGCAAAGUAAGUUCUACAUUAUAGGCUUUGCAAUAUCCAUCUUCAGAUUUUAUGUUCAAAUAUAUGAGAGUGUGGGCUUGCUCUUCAGAUUGUUUGCAGUUAUAUUAUGUAAACCAUGUUUAAGAAACAACAUAUGCAUUUAAAGCUGCAUUUGUUUUCAUUAUUUGUAAAUAAACAUUAUAUGUUGGCUCUUGAAUGGGUGAAAAGGUUUCUCUGCUCUCUGAAGAUAUUCGAAAGCAUCCCCUCGUCAAUAAUGAAUGUCUGUAUAACCAUUAUAUAAAGUUGAUGUAAGCAAUUGUAGCUUUAAAUAUGCCCAGGAGGCAAUAGGGAUGGAACUAGAUUUAAUUAUUAGCAAUUCACAUAUAUUGUAAAACUGUUAUUCAAGACUAUAAUACCCUCUGUAAAAGUGCCUCAUGUGGUUACCACAUGCUGCUUGUAUAUCAGUGACUCUGAGUACCUUAUGUGCUUUUUUUUUUUUUUCUCUAUUUUCUGUUCUAGUAGUAGCACCCAAUCCCCAUGGCAUCUGUAAUCUAUGUACUUCAUUAACAGGCCCUAAAUAAACCUCAGUUGACUUGUGUGGAUGAUAAAUUGAGGAAAUCAAUUAAUCCUAAUUUGAAAGCAGUUAAUCCUUCCUCGCUGAACCCUGUUGUUAGGAGUUACAACUCCUUAGUGAAGCAGAUAACCCUUGGUCACUGAACCCUGUUGUUAUGAAUUACAACUCCUUAGUGGUGCAGUUAAUGAGUCCUGUUUUAGAACCAGUAGUGGAUUUGAUUUGGUACUUGAUCAGCACAUUCACAUCACUUCUGGUAUGUUAAUAAAGUAUUAUAUUUGAUUAGGCUUGCUUGGCACAUUGUUGUCCAGGUAAAAUUUACAGAAAUUAUUAAAAAGUAAAAGUAUUAGAUCAAAUACUGUUCCCAUUUUUAUUUUAGGCUGUAACUUGAUUUUAGUCAGAUUUAGUAAGCAAGGUUUACUGUUGAAGCAUGCAAAACACAACCUGAUAUCCUAAUUUGAGGAUAUGAUACUGUUUAUUUCGUCAGGGUUUGAUUUUUUUUUUUUAUAUACUUUUAAAUUUAAAACUAAAUUUAACUAUUUUAUUUUGUAUCUGUCCUGCAUGUACUUGAACAUUAUUUUAUGAUAAAUAAAACUUCGUGUGGAAUUGAAUAUUAAGAGUUUAUGACCAAAUAUUUAAACAUUUUUUUUACAGUGCAAAAUGUUUUUAUUUGAUUAAUUGAUAAUCCACUGAGGUGUACUGGUAAAGAUAUGGUGGUAUCUUUUUUCCAUAUGGUAUGCAGUUAAGUGUAAUAGUGCACAUAAAAAAACUCCCUGGAUUUUCACUGUUGGUUUACUCCUGUGAAGGAACUUGUAAUUGUCUGUGAGAUAAUGGGAUCUUAUGUGUGCUAUUAAAAGUUUUUAAUGAAUUUACAACUA
Molecule: messenger RNA, 6089 nt
Organism: Electrophorus electricus (electric eel)
Lineage: Eukaryota; Metazoa; Chordata; Actinopteri; Gymnotiformes; Gymnotidae
Source: RefSeq, a predicted model, not a curated record